AUUCUUCAGUACUCAGAUAGACUAAUCCACAGAAGCAGUUUAUUCAAGUAGCACCCAGACUGCCAGGAGCAACAGGAACUUUAAAGUAAUUUUUAGAAACCAUUUUACUAUUUACUGCUAAUUUUAUACGGACUUGAAUUUGAAUUCCAUAUAGCAAAGAACUGGAAUAUUUUUCUCAGGUGGAAUAUUGUUUUAGAAGGACUUGACAGUCUUGAAAGGACUCUGUAUCCUGAAGACAUGAAUGAAUGUGUGCUUUUCCUUCUGUUGGCUUUAUGUUCUGCUAAGCCUUUCAUAAGUCCUUCACACUUCAACUUUAAGAAUGUAAUGCUAAUGGAUAUGGAAGACCUUGACGACGAUGAUGACGAUGACGACGAUGACAAGGAUGAUGACAAGGAUGAUGACAAUUCUCUUUUUCCAACUGGACCGUCCAUAAUACCUUUCGACUUAUUUCCAGUAUGUCCUUUUGGAUGUCAGUGCUACUCCAGAGUUGUCCACUGUUCUGAUUUGGGUCUGACUUCAAUACCAAAGAAUAUUCCAUAUGACACUCGCAUGAUAGACCUUCAAAACAACAAAAUAAAAGAAGUCAAAGAAAAUGAUCUCAAAGGACUCACAUCAUUAUAUGCACUUGCACUGAACAACAACAAGAUAACCAAGAUCCACCCCAAAGCCUUUCAAUCAACAAAGAAGUUGCGGCGCCUCUACUUAUCUCAUAAUCAUUUAACUGAAAUUCCAGCCAAUCUGCCAAAAAGUUUAGCUGAGAUAAGAAUUCAUGAUAAUAAGGUUAAAAAAAUACACAAAGAAGCAUUUAAAGGAAUGAAGUCUUUACAUGUUUUGGAAAUGAGUGCAAACCCUCUUGAUAAUGAAGGAAUAGAACCUGGAGCUUUUGAAGGUGUGACAGCAUUUCACAUAAGAAUUGCCGAAGCUAAAUUAACAUCUAUUCCUAAAGAGCCUUUGGUCCUGUCCAGAGGAUAUUCCAUCUCUGCAAAACACGAUUUGGGGUCUAUGGGGAGUGCAGUGGGAAGAACAAAGCACCCCCCCUCCCAAUUCCAUUGAUGCAAAUAUACCACACUGGAUUUUGAUGAUAAAAUGCUCUUUCCUAAUUUCCCAAUUUAUGACCAGCAAAGCACACUACUACCCACAUUAGAAAAACAUAAGUAGAACUGGAAUGCUAAGGACAUUCUUUGGUGUUUUCAUCCUGGUGUUGCCAGAGCUAAUAGCUGUGGAGAUUUAAUUUUCCUAAGCCGCAAUGAAAACCAAAGGCAUGCUUGAGGUCAUGGUACAGUACAGAAAGCAGAUAAAUGAAAAUAAUAAACACCAAGACUUGAGAUGUAGUAAUGUUCAAUGUCUUCCAUUAUCAAGCACACCACAGAAACAACUUUUGGGUUAUUUGCUGAACACAGUUGCCAACUAUUCUGAGGUACUGGUGUUCCCUUAGAUUUAACUUGGAAAAUGAUUCUGCAAAUCAGCAUUAAAGGGGCACAACAAGAACACUAUUAUACUUACAAUUUUCCAUAGCUCAUACUGUCAAAACAUCCCUGACAAUCAUAAAACUGUAACUGCUUCGUCCUUUGGAAAAAUCCUGCACAUGGUGAUGAUUAUCACAUAUUUUAUUAGAAAAGAAAGAAAGAAACUGAACACCAAUUGCUGAGAAAUUCUUUAUAACUUCCUUGCUUUUGCAGAUUUUAGGAAGCACUAGUUGAAAGAUUAAAACCUAAAGGAUAUAUACAAUGAAAUUGAAAAGCUAGACAGACCAAUGGAGUAACUUGGUAAAUAUUGGGUCCUGAGGAUACAGUACUGCUGUGGUGAAAUUUAUUGGCAGAAGUGGCAUCUCUAUAUUUAGUAUUUAUCUAGGAUAAGCACCACAUGCCCAGGUGAUCGGUGAUCCCUGUUACAAAUAUAACAUUCAUGUUUGAGGCAGUUGAUGCUGUGUGUGCAAGCAGGGCUUCCACAUUUUCACAUAUACUGUUGUUGAGCCAGGCAUCUCCUUCCUGUAGAAGGUCAUGGGGGACUUUGUCAAAGGCCUUACUGAAAUCAAGAUAGUCUACAUCCACAGCAUUCCCUACAACUACCAAGCUUUGUAACUAUUGAAAAAAGAGAUCAGAUUAGUCUGGCAUGACUUGUUUUUGAUAAAUCCGUGUUAACAAUUAGCAAUUUCUGCAUUUAUUUCUAAGUGUUUGCAGACCACUUCCUUAAUGAUCUUUUCCAGAAUCUUUCCUGGUAUUGACAUGAGGCUGAACACAUGGUAAUUACUUGGGUCCUCGUUUUUUCCUUUGAAGUUAGGGACUACAUUUGCCCUCUUCCAGUCUUCUGGGACUUCUCCUGUUCUCCAAGAAUCCUCAAAGAUAAUUGCCAGUGGUUCUGAAACAAUUUCUGCCAGUUCCUUCAAUACUCUUGGAUGUAGUUCAUCUGGCCCUGGAGACUUGAAUUCAUUUAGAGUAGCCAGGUAUUCCUGGACUACUUAUUUACCUGUUUUGGGUCGCAUUUCCCAUAUUAUCUCUUUGGCUUCAUACUAGUCAGGGUGAACACCAAUCACUUUUUGGGAGAAGACUGAGGCAAAGGUGUUGAGCAGCUCUGCAUUUUCCCUUUCCCGUUAGCAUUUCACUACCUUAUCCACACAGAGACCCUACCAUUUCCUUUUUCUUCCUUUUUCUACUGACAUAACAAGCCUGAGUUCAUUUUGCCUUAGUCUUAAGAACCUUUUCCCUAUACGUAUUGGUUAUUUAUUUGAAUUCCUCUUUGGUGAUUUCCCCUGUUCCAUUUCUUACGCAGAUCUCUUCUAAAUCUUAGCUCAGUUAAAAAUUCUCUGGAUAUCUAUUCUGAUUGUUAUACACUUCUAUUUUUUCUCUUUGCUGGCACUGUUUGCAAUUGGGCCUUCAAUAUCUCACUUUUAAGAAACUCACAUUCAUCAUUAACUCCCUUCUCUUUUAGUAUUCCUGUCCAUGGAAUCACACUCAGUAUUUACUUAAAUUUCCUGAAGUCAGCUCCCCUAAAGUCUAGAAUGCAUGUGUGACUUCUCUUAGUCUCACCCUUCCUUUGUAUCGCAAACUCCAGGAGCACAUGGUCACUCCCACCUGAGGAUCCCACUUUUACUCCACUGACCAGAUCCUCACUGUUGUUUAGGAUCAGAUGCAGAAUAGCAGAUUCCCUUGCUGCCUCUUCUACCUUAUGGAAAUAAAAUUGCAAGGCAAAUGAGAAAUUUGUUGGACUUUGUACUUUUGGCAAAGUUUGUAUUUCAACAAAUAUCAGAGUAGUUGAAAUCCCCCAUUACUACUAUAUCUCUUUCUUCAUAUUUGGUCAUCUGGUCAAGGAAGGCUUCAUCCACUUCUUCCAUCUGGCUUGGAGCUCUGUAGUAAAACCCACAACUACAUCUUUUUUCAGUCUUUGUUCCCUUAAUUUUUAUCUAGAUGCUCUCAACCUGGUUUCCAGGAUUGAAGCCUUGCAUCUCUUCACGUGCGUAAGUAUUUUAAACAUAUAAUCCUAUUCCACCCCCUCUCCUGUUUGGUCUAUUUCUCUGAAAUAGGUUGUACCUCUCCAUUGCUACAUUCCAAUUAUAGGAUUCCUCCCACCAGGUUUCAGUUAUGCGUAUUACAUGUUAUGUGUAUUACUAAGAGUUCCAGCUCAUCUUGUUUAUUUCCCAUGCUCUAGGCGUUAGUGUAAAGACAUCUAAGCCCAUGGGGCAUUCCCUUUAGCUGUUUGUUUGAGAUUAUUGUCCUCUCACUGCUUGGUACUUGUUGUGUUUGUCCAACCUUCUCUUUAGCCUUUUGUCUGUUCAUUCCAGGCCUUGAUAAACAACUGUUCCCAAGGAUAAUGCCACUCUCCCCCACACAACCUAGUUCAAAGUCCGCCUGAUUAGGAUUGCCAGUCUCUGAUCAGUCUCUGAUAUUAUUCCAACACACCUAGUAGUAUAAGAAUGGUUGAAUAUGUGUUUAAUUUUAUAACCUUGCUUUUUAUAAUCUUC
Anolis carolinensis (green anole) is the source of this 3958-nucleotide messenger RNA. RefSeq names its product asporin (gene aspn). The transcript has 6 exons. Gene Ontology annotation, molecular function: protein binding. The coding region runs from base 238 to 1053 and encodes 271 amino acids. NCBI's taxonomy places the organism in Eukaryota, Metazoa, Chordata, Lepidosauria, Squamata, Anolidae. The record is from RefSeq and is a predicted model, not a curated record.